This is a messenger RNA of Rotaria socialis, 612 nucleotides long. The record is from the annotation of a GenBank genome assembly. NCBI's taxonomy places the organism in Eukaryota, Metazoa, Rotifera, Eurotatoria, Philodinida, Philodinidae.
AUGAAAAAUGAUGAAUAUCAACGUAUUUUAUCCGAUGAACAACGUUUUAGAGUUGAAAGCAGUUUUGUUCCACAAAAAUGGAUAUUGCAACAGAAUUCAGUCAACUUAUUUAUAAGUCAUUGUGGUAUGGGUUCUGUUGGUGAAGGGCUUUACUUUCAGAAACUGAUACUUUGUUUACCAAUGUGCACAGAUCAAUUUGUAAAUGCCAUGGCAAUUGAUCACUCUGGUGUUGGCGCAUCUUUAUUUAUCCCUCCAACAUUAUGGCCAUCAUUGCUUCGUCCGGAUGGUUUUCAUCAUUAUACAUUUUUAGCAAGUGCAGUCACAAGUAAAUUAUUCACUAUUUGGGAGAAUGCUACUUAUGUAAAAGUGGCUCGAAUGAUGUCUCUCGAAAUGAAACAUGCUGGUGGUGUAAAAAGAGGUGUCAAAGAAAUUGAAUUCUUUGUCAACGCUCAUGGUGAUUUACUUCGUUAUAUGCCAUUUUCAAAUACUCUAGCAUUUUAUCAAAGGUAUAUGCUUGAUCUGGUAUUAGUCUAUAUAGUUCUACCGAUUGCAAUCAUAUUUUAUCUUGCUCUAAAAUUCUGUUGGAGUAAUAUAAAGAAUAAAAUCGAUUAA